GUUUCCCUCCCGCCCCUUCUUGAGGGGAAGGGCGGGCGCCUCGGCCCGGCAGCGAGCCCUGAGGGGCGGGGAGGCUGCUUGAGGGUGACUUGCGAGGAGACUACCGUCCCCGGAGCCUGGACCUGAGGUUUUUUGUGGCCUAGCGAGAAGCGGUUUCCUUUCCCGAGCUGUUGGCAUCUUCUUGCCUGGAUUCAGUCGUUCCCAAAGGAAUGGAGGAAUGCAGCUGAUAAGUCCUUAACCACCCUGUGCUCCUGUAGGCAGCACUAGAAGCUGGCUUCAUCCUCCCCACUUUGGCACUUUGGGGGUGGGCCUCUCUUUGUUACCUGCUCUGGGUACCUUCUUAGGGGCACUAUAGACCAAAGGAGAUGGAAGAAAAGGAGCGAUGUGAUAAAUUUCAGCUGGUACCUUGAGACUAAGGGGAUUCAUAUCUUUUGACUUUUUUUUUUUUUUUUUCCUGUGGGGGGUGGGGGGGAGGGAAGGAUUACAUUUUAUGGGGUAUGGGAGGAGGGAGGAAAAAUAUGUUGCAGAUCUUUAUGUGGUUUUUAAAACCAGCCAUCAGAGGCAAUUACUGAAUAAACUGAAGCACAAGAGGGAGGGUUUGCGAGCUGGAAGCAGCGCUAGCCUGCAAAAAAAGGGGGCAGUGGGCUGCUGUUGUGACUGCGGAGGAAGAAAUUUCAGCCUCCUUCGUUUCUCACCACCUACUCACCAUCCACCCUACGCGAAAAUGAGUUGCGUGCCAUGGAAGGGUGACAAGACCAAAUUGGAAUCACCAGAGCCACCCCAGCUACCACCACUGCAUAUUUACCAUGAGAAGCAGCGUAGGGAGCUGUGUGCCCUCCAUGCCCUCAACAAUGUCUUCCAGGACAGCAGCGCCUUCACUAGGGAAACCCUGCAGGAAAUUUUUCAGAGGCUGUCCCCCAACACCAUGGUGACGCCCCACAAGAAGAGCAUGCUGGGAAAUGGGAACUAUGAUGUGAAUGUCAUCAUGGCAGCGCUUCAGACCAAAGGCUAUGAGGCAGUUUGGUGGGACAAGCGCAGGGAUGUGAACGUCAUUGCCCUGUCUAAUGUGAUGGGCUUCAUCAUGAAUCUGCCUUCCAGCCUUUGCUGGGGCCCCGUGAAGCUCCCCCUCAAGCGACAGCACUGGAUCUGUGUCCGGGAGGUGGGAGGCACCUACUACAACCUUGACUCCAAACUCAAGGUGCCUGAGUGGAUCGGAGGUGAAAGUGAGCUCAGGAAAUUUUUGAAACACCAGCUGAGAGGAAAGAACUGUGAACUCCUGCUGGUGGUGCCAGAGGAGGUGGAAGCACAUCAGAGCUGGAGAGCUGACGUGUGACGCAGACCACCUCUGCCCUCCUGCUACAGCUCUUCCCCUUUACUCAUACCCCCGACGUCCCGAAACCUGGAUAAUGGGUGCCCCAGCUCUUCUCACCUGCAGUUUCCUUUGUUAGGCUCUUCUCUUCCUUCCUUGGUGCAAUAGGGCAGCGGCGGAGGACGCUGGAGGCGGUGGGUGGGGAGGAAUUGAGGGCAGAGUGGAGGAAACCGGAAGCCAAUCGCUUUAUCGGCAAAGGCGGAUGAGCUGCGUGCCCUUCAUCUAGCUAGAAGGCAUUGUGCUCUUUAAAACCGGGCUUUGGGGCUGGGGUGUCUGGAAGCCUCUGGCCUCCCUUUCCCCGCGUGGUUCAAGGCCGUGUGUGCUGGGACACUGCUCCCGCCGGCGCUCGCCGGGGGCCGAGCACGCCGCCGCUCCUUCGCAAGUCUCUCCCUCUGAAACAAAUCAUCGUGAAGAUGUUUGCAAUUCCGAAGGGUCUCUCAGGACACUCUCAAACACUAGGAAUGGUACGGUGCUCUGCACGACCCUCUGCUGCUUAGCAGUGGUUUGUGCCAGGAAGUAGAAAACAAUAAUAAAACCAGUGUCAUCUUUCGAGAAAUCCUUUGGGUAGCCAGAGGAUUCUUCCCCAGUGUGUCCAGGGGUUUAUGUAUGUGGUGAGCAGUAGUUCAGCAGCAUGUGGUUGGCUAAGGCAUCGUGGAAACAGCAAGGACAGACUAAUUGAGGAGUAUCGAGUUUCUGGACUGGAGGGAGGCCAUAGUCUGCUUGGGUUUCUUUGUGCUACGUUGUUGGGUUGUUUUCUUUCUAUUUUUUAACAUCUAUUUUGGUUUUCUGCGUGGUCACCCAGUAGUUUAGGGGCUGCUUAGAGAGAAGAAUAAAACUGAAGGGGUUUUGAGAGGGAUUCAUUCCCUUUUUAUUUUCCCCUUUCCAGAAGUCUAGCCCACAGACACAAAUGUCAUGCGAGAUGUCUCAGAAAGAGGUAGAGUUACAAGGAGAAAAUUGGCUGAGGGCUGCCUUUAUAGUAGUCAGGUUUUGCCCUUUUUUGUCACUACUAGCCAAUAAUGUGGGAGAUGCAGAGGGUCCACCAGAACCUUCGGGUGUUAGAGACACCCUGGCCUGGUAGUUGAACCAACCUCUCUCUUCAGCAUUGGCUGACGAACAUUCCAUUAAUAGACAAAUCACUUUUUUCCUCCCCUCCCUUCUGUGGGGAGGAGUGACUAGGCAUGGAGAUGCUGAGAGGAAUCUCCACCAGCUGUUGCCCGGUCACCUGGGCGAGCUGUAGCUGCCAUGCCUUCACAGCAGGAGGAGGAAAUACCCAAUUUGGAACAGACUUCGCUGCGUUUAGCGCUUCCCGGCCGAGCUGCCGUUUGCUUCCCUCCUUCGCGCGUGGGGACGUCUCAGUUAAACAGCAAUCUCUGGGACGUGAUGGAGCUCGAAGGAUCCCACUCCAUCGUCCAGGAAAGUCUCGUUACUGGUGUUUGAGCUUGUGGAAGGAGGGGUUGUAACUACCUUUGCUGGGUUAUUUUUCUCCGGAGAGCUCUGCAAAGACGUGAGCGGGCGCUCGAAGCUGAGACACCGUCAAAAUCGCACCUUCCUAACAGAGAAGAGAGGCCACGUGCCCAUGGGACGAUGCUGUUCAGCGGCCCCCGGACAUCUGGCAAGCACCAUCCUGCAGUCUUUUGUGCGCAGCCUCCCGCAGUCAAGGGCAAAUGGCUCUUAACGUUUUCAAGACCCAACGUUUCUAUAAAAAGUCCUAUUUCGUAACACAUUCCAAUGACCAAUACCAGCUGGCAGAGUUUUUAAACGCUUUACAGGCAGGAUGCGCAGCCUGCAGGCAUUCUGCUCGUGACUUGAAGCCAUUUCUUCAAGAGGGGGAAGAAAAUAAAUCUCAACGACAACGUUUUCUAUGCUGAUUGAAGUCGCACUUUGGAGAAACCCUGUUUGCAUGGAAACUGCAAGCCAAUGGAUCAGUGCACAAUAUGCAAAGAUGUUUUAAAAUAUUUUGGGGCUACUUUCCUCUCCUUAUAUGUCAGCUCCUUUCUUGGGGGGGGGGGGGGGGGGGUGUGGGGUGGGGAACUGUGUUAUCCAGCUGCUCAGGUAAAGGGAAAGUGUAUGAUCACGCCCCCGUGGGAGGCGAGGCUGCGGAGCCCAAGGGUGGGCGAGCUGGUCCAGGCCCACCGCUCGGGAGCGGGGAAGCCUGUGUUUUGUUUUCUUGCUUGUUUGGUUUUGUUAGAGCCUUGUCUUGGGUUUGUUUACAGAGAUGUAUUUUGUUUAACCAAAUAAUUAAAAAUGGAGGAAAAAAAAAAAAAAAAACAAAAACAAAAAAAAAAAAACAUUUCCAUAUAAAUGUCCUAUCACUUCUGUAUGUUCAACUGAAUUGUUCUGUAACAAAGUACGUAAAGGAAAAAUAAAUUUUUUUUUUCUUUGGUUAUAAAACUAUACCCUUUCUGAACCUUGACUGGUGCUGAGGUAGAAGCACAGGGGGAGCCUCCCUUAAGCCUUGCAAAGCUUCCUCUGCCCUCUGAAGGUGACGAAGCCAUGUCUGGCCCUUUCCCCACGGCCAGGCCCUGCGUGAACCACAGGGGUCUCUACCCACAAAGCUACCACUAGCUCUGAAAGAACGGAGCCUUCCUAAAGGAUGUCUAUUAAAACCACACUGCUCAGGUUGGAUUUAUUUAAUAUUCAAUACAAAAAAAUACGCAGCCGAUAUCUGAAGUUCUACUUUAUGAGGCAGAGGAUCAGCGCGGACGUGAUCGUCUUGAACCUGGCCUGCUGCUCCCUCACUUCUCACACACACAUGAAGUUGCAGUGAAAGUAUUUUUGCAGAAGCAUCUUCCCGGAGAGUGUUUUUUGUGGGGUACAGCUACCCGCACCCCUCCUUCCUUUGCUUUGCUUUGCCUGCUGGGAAAGUCACUCCUCCUCCUCCUGUCAGCGGUGUCCUUCAGCUCCGAGUCAGCCAGGAAAGGAUUUGUUUUGUUUGACUGAUGCCUUUCGAAGCCUGACCUGUGCCCUGGGGUGGUUCUGUGGGGGGCAAGGGGGCUGGAAGAGGAACUUCCCCCAGUUCAAGUCUGUAACCGGUUAUGGCAUACUGAGUGAAUGAAAGGAAAGGCUCAUGACUUCUACGGGGGGAGGAUGCAGACAGGAGCCGUCAUCAGGUCCAGAGAGGGGGGGGUUUCUCCCCCUCAUUAUGAACAGGUCAAUGUCCCAAAGGAGAACCAAAAAUAAAAACAGAAAAGAAAAAAAAAAAAAAA
Molecule: messenger RNA, 4575 nt
Organism: Tyto alba (common barn owl)
Lineage: Eukaryota; Metazoa; Chordata; Aves; Strigiformes; Tytonidae
Gene: JOSD1
Product: Josephin domain containing 1
Exons: 5
Coding region: 491-1333 (280 amino acids)
Biological process (GO): protein deubiquitination
Molecular function (GO): cysteine-type deubiquitinase activity
Source: RefSeq, a predicted model, not a curated record